UUUGCAAGGAAUUUUAUUUUUUUGUUUUUUUUUACCUGUGUGCUAAAAUGCAAGAAAGUGAGCGUCAAGCAGCGUCGGCGACCAUGCCUUCGCCACGCUACUUCAGAGGGAUAUACUGUCCAACCAUCGCAGACAGUUUUCUGGACAAAGCAGAUGAACGAUCAUACCAAAAGGUUUCUAGGAGACAGCGACAGAAAUCCAUAGUCUUGGUGAACCUUAUAGAUUUGGCACUGAAAGUUGGACUAAUAAUCAUCUACACAGUUGGCAUCGUAGAUGCACUGGAGCUGAGUUUGCAGCAAAUCCUAUGGACGACAAUUUUCAUGAUUUGCAACGUGUGUUUAUGCUCGAUCUGCUUCUGGCCACGCUUCGCCUCAAACUAUCUUCAUUGGGCAGCCGGAGUCACCUGGAUUUUAUUAAUUGUUCAAGGCAUGUAUACAUAG
Messenger RNA from Helicoverpa armigera (cotton bollworm), 440 nucleotides. RefSeq names its product adenylyl cyclase 78C-like. Bases 48 to 440 code for a protein of 130 amino acids. The transcript is spliced from 5 exons. NCBI's taxonomy places the organism in Eukaryota, Metazoa, Arthropoda, Insecta, Lepidoptera, Noctuidae. The record is from RefSeq and is a predicted model, not a curated record.